This is a messenger RNA of Cladocopium goreaui, 1224 nucleotides long. Lineage: Eukaryota; Dinophyceae; Suessiales; Symbiodiniaceae. The record is from the annotation of a GenBank genome assembly.
AUGGUGCCCCGUUCCAGGCCUCUUUUUGCUCCAGGCCCCUUCUUUCUUUCCUUCUGGCCUUCGCCAUUUCCACUGGUACCUGCAGACUUCGUGGCCACACUCCAAGUAGCAUGUGAUGCAAAACUGGAGCGCCUGCAACGCUUCGCGGCUUUCAGCUGGGAGCCUGAGCUUUUCACCCAGCCAGAUGCGAGCACAGGAAGUGAGCACAUGGACCACAUGGCAAUUGUGUUCUCAUGGCCGCUGGCAGAGGCACUUGGGCGGCACGCUUGGGAGCACAAGCCUGAAUUUCUAGCGGCUCUGCGUUGCCUGCACGCUUUCGAACUUCUUUCCAAUGAGUUUGCGGAAGAAGACCAGCUGAAACGAGCUGUCAAGGCAGAAACCAAGGUUUACAUUGCGGGGCACAUCCCUCCAGUAUUGUCAUCCUACAGCUCAACGGAUUUGUGGCAAAAGAAGUUCGUGGUGAUGUACUGGCACCUGAUGUCUACGUACCGAGAGGUCAUUGCUGGACAGUUCUUUUCACACAUCCACCGAGAUGAAUUCCGAGUGGUGGAUUUGAAGGAUUCCUCGCCGCCACUGAUGCUCUUUGCCUCUGUGAGUCCUGUGCGCGACAACAACCCGGCCUUCUACAAACUGCAGCUGCGCAAAGGGCAGCUCUCGAAGAUUCAGGGCUUUUGGGCUGACCUUUCAAAGGAGACUCCGGAAUUUACCUCGGAAUACUCUGCCCCACCAUCUUUGGUGGAGAGUCUGAGUAAUCUGGCGUAUCGAGACUUAGCCUUCUCCUUUGCAGAUGGUUCCGACGAAGGGGAAGAGAAGUGGCAGAAAUUCUUUGCGCAGAGUGCAGUGCAGAGAUUGGGCACCACGCUCUGCGACAACGUGACCAAGUUUGAUGCGGUGAGUUGCAGCGAGUGUAUUGGCCAGUGCCGCGAGAGGGCGGUUUGCACUUUGCUCUACGGCAUUUCAGCGAGCAGCAAGCAAUACUGCGUAGAAGACCAGCUCUGGAAGAAGCAUCAAGAGCUUAAGGCGACAGAGGAACUGAUGACUGUGGCAGAGGUUCUUCUCUUCAGCGUGGCUCUGUUGAUCUUCUUGGGCCUGUGCUAUCUCCAAUACCGGCGCUGCAAAGCUCGGCGUCGCCGCAUUGGCGAAGACCUGUCCCUGGCUGGACAGGUGGAGCUGGGACCUGUGGACGAAUCGAACGAAUCGAACGAAUCGAACGCCGCGGCGUGA